CCCUGCAGGUUAAGAGGCUCCUGAAGGCAGGAGCUCCUGACAGACGGUCACUUGUGGGGGGGCGAUCCGGUCUGGUUGUCAUGGCGACGGUGCGGCUGGCCUGGGCCCUGUGGGCCGCGCCUGCGGGCGGGAGGCUCCGGGGCCCCCGAGGCACCGGGAGCGCCCGGAGGCUGAGCUGCGGCGCACGGCGGCAGGCGACCAGGGGUACCAGCCCGGGACGCCGGCUCAGUACAGCUUGGGGGCCGGCCCAGCUAGCCCAAGAGGAGGCCGAGGGAGCCAAGGACGACGUCCAUCCGUCUGCAGCGGAGGAGCCGUUGUGGACGCCGCCCCCCGCGCCUCCGGUGCCCCCCGAUUCCCCGGGGCCCCCCGCCGGCCGCUCGCCGCUGCAGCGAGACAUCCAGACCUUCCUGAACCAGUGCGGGGCCAGUCCCGGGGAGGCGCGCCACUGGCUCACACAGUUCCAGGCCUGCCAUCACUCCGCCGACAGGCCCUUCGCCGUCAUCGAGGUGGAGGAGGAGGUGGUCAAGUGCCCGAAGGCCGUAUCCAGCCUGGCCUUCGCCCUGGCGUUCCUGCAGCGCAUGGACAUGAAGCCGUUGGUGGUCUUAGGGCUGCCUGCUCCCACGGCGCCCUCGGGCUGUCUUUCCUUCUGGGAGGCCAAGGCACAGCUCGCCCAGAGAUGCAAGGUGUUGGUGGACGCCCUGCGGCACAAUGCGGCCGCCGCCGUGCCUUUUUUUGGCGGUGGGUCUGUGCUGAGCGCUGCUGAGCCAGCCCCUCACGCCAGCUACGGCGGCAUCGUCUCCGUGGAGACCGAUCUGCUCCAGUGGUGCCUGGAGUCCGGAAGCAUCCCCAUCCUGUGUCCCAUUGGGGAGACCGCCGCGCGCCGCUCGGUGCUCUUGGACUCGCUGGAGGUGACCGCCUCUCUGGCUAAGGCGCUGCGGCCCACCAAAAUCAUCUUCCUCAACACCACAGGCGGCCUGCACGACGGCAGUCAAAAGGUCCUGAGUAACGUGAACCUGCCCGCCGACCUGGACCUGGUGACCAAUGCCGACUGGGUGGGCACUAAAGAACGCCAGCAGAUUCGGCUCAUCGUGGACAUACUCAGUCGCCUGCCCCAUCGCUCCUCCGCCGUCAUCACCGCCGCCAGCAUGUUGCUCACAGAGCUCUUCAGCAACAAGGGUUCGGGGACGCUGUUCAAGACCGGCGAGCGGACGCUGCGAGUGCGCUGCCUGGACAGCCUGGACCAGGGCCGCCUCGUGAACCUGGUCAACGCCAGCUUCGGCAAAAAGCUCCGGGACGACUACUUGGCCUCGUUGCGCCCAAGGCUGCACUCUAUCUACUUCUCUGAGGGGUACAACGCGGCAGCCAUUCUGACCACGGAGCCGGUACUGGGGGGCACCCCGUAUCUAGACAAGUUUGUGGUGAGCUCCAGCCGCCAGGGCCAAGGCUCCGGCCAGAUGCUGUGGGCGUGCCUGCGGCGGGAUCUGAAGACGCUUUUCUGGCGCUCCCGAGUCACCAACCCCAUCAAUCCCUGGUACUUCAAACACAGCGAUGGCAGCUUCUCCAACAAGCACUGGAUCUUCUUCUGGUUUGGCCUGGCCGAUAUUCGGGACUCUUAUGAGCUGGUCAACCAUGCCAAGGGGCUACCAGACUCCUUCUGCAAGCCAGCUUCUGACCCAGGCAGCUGACCCUCUCUACCAGCCCUUCAGGCCCUGGGACAGCCAGUGUGGACUAAAGGCCAUGCCUGCUGGAGGAGACCCAAGGCAGCCACAGGCCGGACCAGACAUGCUGGCUGAGUGAACUGCAGAAGCAGCAGCAGCUGUUACUCUACCUGCCCAGAGAAGGGCACCCAAGGGAGGACAAGCACAGGAAGGAAAAGGGCCUGCCCAAGACCCCCUACUUGCUCCAAAGCCACAACCAGAUGGCCCUGAAUUUCCAGUCUAGGAAAUCUGGAGGGAGGAGGGUGCCCUUGCCUUUAAGGGCUCUACUCAAGGCUGAGGGUGGACCAGUGUCUUUGACCACUGUGCUGUUUUGAGGCUUCCUUGCCCAAAAUAUCACCCACAUCUGCCUUAUAUUCCACCAUUCAUUUUAAUUCCUUCGGGUCUUGCAGCUUCUCAGGAGGCCUUGAUUAAAAUGCAAGUACUUGUCUGAAA
This is a messenger RNA of Cervus elaphus (red deer), 2150 nucleotides long. It is a transcript of the gene NAGS, whose product is annotated as N-acetylglutamate synthase. Gene Ontology annotation, biological process: glutamate metabolic process; L-arginine biosynthetic process. The record is from RefSeq and is a predicted model, not a curated record. Gene Ontology annotation, cellular component: mitochondrial matrix. Bases 81 to 1685 code for a protein of 534 amino acids. Lineage: Eukaryota; Metazoa; Chordata; Mammalia; Artiodactyla; Cervidae. Gene Ontology annotation, molecular function: arginine binding; L-glutamate N-acetyltransferase activity, acting on acetyl-CoA as donor. The transcript is spliced from 7 exons.